Molecule: messenger RNA, 2013 nt
Organism: Aphanomyces astaci
Lineage: Eukaryota; Oomycota; Saprolegniomycetes; Saprolegniales; Verrucalvaceae
Exons: 1
Coding region: 1-2013 (670 amino acids)
Biological process (GO): protein processing
Cellular component (GO): plasma membrane
Molecular function (GO): metalloendopeptidase activity
Source: RefSeq, a predicted model, not a curated record
AUGGUCAAGAUCAUUGUUGCUGUCUUGUCCGUCGGUGUCGCGUCUGCUUUCGGCACUAUCUCCGAGUUUCCGAUAGAGCUGACCAGCCUCAUGGAUCAAACCGUGGACCCAUGCACCGACUUCUUUUCCUAUUCGUGCGGGACGUGGUACACGAACACCCCCCUCCACGCCAACCAAAGUACUACCGAUGCCACGUACGCCGUGAUCGAGGCUGCGGCGUACAAGCUGGUCGAAAAGUUGGUGGACGCCAAGCUGCCUAAACUCACCGAGUUCUAUGACGCGUGUAUGGACACUGCCACUUUAGACACCUUGGGCUUGGCUCCCAUCGAAGAUCACCUCAAGGCCAUCCGCAGCGCCAACACGGCGGUCGAAGCCAUCUUUCGCGGCGCAACCAUCUCUAAGGCCACCGGCCUGCCGCUGUUCGUGUCUCUGCCGGUUUUGGCCGACACCAUCGACGCCACCCGCAACGUCUUAAAAGCCGGACACGUGGAAUUGUCGAUUGGCAAAAACUACUACGAAGAUCCGACGUUGUGGGCCACGAUUGAAAAGCCGUAUCGCGAGUACAUUGCCGCGAUCUUCACGCUUGCCGGCCACACGAAGGCGGAGGUGGAGGCGGCCACUAGCGUAGUGAUUGCGUUUGGACGCGCAGGUGCCGGGGUACAGCUGUCCAACCAUAAGCUCCAAGUGGCCGUGACGCCCAGACGGUUGUCGCUCAGCGCCGCCAACGCGUUGUAUCCAUUGGGGCUAGGUCUCCAAUUGCAAGGGUUUGGGUUCGACGUCCGAGAAUGGCACAGCACGACCACGGUCCUGCUGGACGACAUCGGUUACUUAGACCGCAUAGAAGAAUUGCUCCGUAGCUUGUCCGUCAACGACCUCAAGACGAUAAUCGAGUACAAGGUGCUGGACUUCAACGCGCUGUUCCUGUCAACACCAUUUGUGAAAGCACGCUCGGACUUCUAUGACAUGGUGAUUGGAGGCCUCAAAGAACCCCCGUCGCGGGCCACGAUCUGCCGCGGUCAGGUGGAUACGUCCAUGGGCGAACUGUUGGGCUCGUACUAUCUCAAGGAAGUAUGGACAGCCGACACCGCCGCGCGCGCCGACUCGCUCGUACUGUCGCUGGAAGCAGCCUUCAAGACUGGGUUGGACAGCGCGGGGUGGCUCGAUGACACCACUCGAGCCAACGCCACGACCAAGUUGUCCAAGUUCUCCCACCUCUUGGGGGGGCCCAGGAACCCCAAAACGUACCCCACCUUGACGUUCGACCCCAAGGCUUACAUUGCCAACCUGAACAAGGUGUCUGCGUUCGACACUGCUUUCAACCUGGCUAAGAUCGGCACUGCCGUGGACAAGCAGAUUUGGUGGUAUACUGCGCAAACCGUGAAUGCGUACCACGACCGGCCGGCGAAUGCAAUCGUCUUUCCCGCCGCCACUCUGCAGCCCCCGCUGUAUGAUGACAAGGCGGACCCGUCCGUGAACUAUGGCGCUACUGGCACUUUGGUCGGCCACGAAAUCACCCACGGUUUCGACAACGACGGCCGCAACUUCGACGGCGACGGCAACCUCAAUCCGUGGUGGACGGCUGCCGCGACGAAAAUGUUCGACGAAAAAGCCAAGUGCUUCAUCGACCAGUAUGGGUCCAUGGACGUCAAGAGUGAGUUCACGGGUGAUUUGCUCGGCAAGUUGGAUGGCAAAUUGACGUUGGUCGAAACUAUCGCCGACAAUGGGGGCCUCAACACUGCAUACCGAGCGUACCGGGACUACGUAAACGCUGUAGCCGAAGCCACUAAGUACACCAAGGAAGCAGGUGAAAAGAUGUUUUGGAUCAGGUACGGCCAAUCGUGGUGCGAAAAGAACAGCGACGAGUACCUCCAGAUUCUACUCGCCGACGAACAUCCCCCUGGUCGCUACCGCUUGAUCGGGGCGGUUCAAAACUCGGUCGAUUUUGCCACAGUGUUCAACUGCCCUGUAGACUCGCCCAUGAACCCCACCAAGAAGUGUGUUUUGUGGGAAUAG